AGUACUUGUACAGUUCUGAUCUACGACGUACACAAGCUGUAUGCAUGCCUCAUACUCCACAGUUUCUUUUCGUACUCCCCUGGUAGCAACGUGGAGUCAAUGCUUGCACACUGCCAGUGUGGCUGAAAUGCGGAUGUAAAUUUGCCGAUCCACUUCGGCGGGAGCGAUCGGUGCCACCCAAUCCGCCGUCGCAGCUCUCCUUUUUUGCUUGUUAACCACCACCCCUCCCCUCAUCAAGUGCCGUAUCUCUGUGGAACGACAACUGCGCAAGAUGGCUGGGAACGUGCCCGCAAAUGAAUUUCAAGCAAGGCUGAAUGCACUGUCCGGCCGAAUGGCUGGUGCAGAUGAAGGACGGACAACCUUUGGAGGAACUCCUGCAAACUGAUGGUCCUCUUCGCGGCUUUGAGUCUCAGAGGCUGAGGUCCUACUUCACUUCACACGGUUUGGUCCCUGUCAGAGACCUGGACCUCUAUGGCAUGGCCGUCUUCAGCGGGAACCGCAUAGACGUGAAGACCGAUUUCGAAAACCGACUAGCUCGCUUCCGCGCUUCAGCACGCUCCGAAGAGGAAGCACGCAAGGCCGCCGCCCACGAGAUCUACGAGCUCUCUUGGGGCCCGACGCGCGUUCCCGUGUACGAUCUCAUCUUCCUCGCGAUCCUCGUAACCCCCGAGCAGCGCCAGGGACUGCUCGACGUCGCGCGCUACCUCAUCGCCGAGGCGAAGGUGCCCGUCGACGGCGCCGACCUGUCGGGCGCGCAGGCCAUCUACCACUGCGUCUCGACGAAGCCCGUGUUCGACCCGGAGCUCGCGCAGAUCCUGUACGACGCGGGCGGGGACGUGAACGCGCGGAACCGCUAUGGCGGCACGUCCGCGCACGAGAUCGUGCUCGUGUACGACCUGCACAACCGCGAGACGAUGCAGCGCUCUGCGGACGCGCUCAAGUGGUUCCUCGACCACGGCGGGAACCUGGACAUCAAGGACAACGACGGCGCCACGGCGCGCAGCUGUAUCGUGUCCAUGCGCGAGAAGAUGCGGACCGCGCGGAGGAGCCUCCGCCUCCCGAUGUGGGACGUCCUCGACCGCGAGGACCAGCGGAGAGCCAGGUUGGCGGAGAGUAUAUGCAGUUUCUGUGGACGCGAUGACGCGAAGCUUCUGAAAUGUUCGCAGUGCAUGAAGGCGCGGUAUUGCACACCGCCGCGGACAUGUCAGAAGUCAGACUGGCCAAAACACAAAACUCCUUGUAAAGCUGCAUCCAGGACGCAGGCUCAACCGGCGACGCAGGCAACCUACCUCGGUGUGCCACUCUUUUAGAACGGAGUCGACCGGGUCCGCGUAGCAACAUCACAACUAUCUAAUUCCAUAUCGUUCGAGUAAUGCUACAUCCUAUCGUCUUACCAGUUACCAGCAAUCGUUUGAUAGCUACGUACGAACCGUUUGACUUAGAAUACAGUUGUGGCAGUAGCACACGAGUAAUAUUGUCAUAAGGCUGUUGAGAGUGCUAUCCUUCCAAUCA
Molecule: messenger RNA, 1512 nt
Organism: Rhodofomes roseus
Lineage: Eukaryota; Fungi; Basidiomycota; Agaricomycetes; Polyporales; Fomitopsidaceae
Exons: 3
Coding region: 315-1310 (331 amino acids)
Source: RefSeq, a predicted model, not a curated record